Messenger RNA from Colletotrichum abscissum, 387 nucleotides. RefSeq lists its product as uncharacterized. The record is from RefSeq and is a predicted model, not a curated record. The transcript has 2 exons. NCBI's taxonomy places the organism in Eukaryota, Fungi, Ascomycota, Sordariomycetes, Glomerellales, Glomerellaceae. The coding region runs from base 1 to 387 and encodes 128 amino acids.
AUGUGUCUUGACCCCAAUUGCGAGGCUCGAACUGGGCUGCACUACAUGUGGAACGCGCAGCAGUACCUGUCGAAUGCACAAAAAGAGCUGGUUUCCAUACAUCAUGAGCGUUGCCGUGUAAAUGAAGAACACUGGGACAUUUUCCGUCUGCCCAUUGUGCUUCCGGCUCACGAUGUCAGCCGAGAGUGUCGAAGCAGAUAUUAUCGUGCUCUGGGUCUGGCGACUCGGACGCACCAUCUCGAACAGCGCGAGCGUUUGGAGGAAUCAAUGAAAUCUCAGCCAUCGCAACCGAAUCGGAGAUGGGACCACAAGGGCAGCCCCGAAAGCGCCGCAGAACAAACGACGCGUAAACUUUCUAGCCUUUGUUUGCACCUGCUGGUCGCGUAG